UUCACCAUGUUGGCCAGGAUGGUCUCGAUCUCCUGACCUCAUGAUCUGCACACCUCAGCCUCCCAAAGUGCUGGAAUUACAGGCGUGAGCCACCGUGCCCGGCCCUCUAGCUGAUUCUUUUACUGGGCGCUUCGCUGAUCCUUUUUUACCCCAAUGUCUUCUCCCAUCCCAGGUCCCCUCCCGCAGCCCACAAGCCUGCACCUGAACUGAGCAGUUUCUAGACUGUGGUGUGCUCAGAGAGAAAGAGAGGGGUGUGGGCUGGAGUGAGUGAUGCUGGCCCUGGGUGAGGAUGGGAGACAGGUCCUGUAGUUGCUAAUGGCUCUUUCUCUGGGGCCCAGGGACCUGGCAGGCACCAACCUCUCUGUCCUGUGGGCCAGGGAGUUAAUGAGGCAGAUAGUCAGGGUGUGAUUCCUGGGAGAGUCAGUAGAGCAGACAUAGCCCCUGUCGUUUGGGGGCCUGGUACAGGAGUGGCCCCCAGGCCUCCUUGUUUCAUUUCAGCUCUGCUCUGGCCUCAGGCAACUCAGAUUCCCAGGAGGUGGAGUUCUGGGAGAAACUCCACACUGCCCAGAACCCUGUUUUGGCUUUCUUGGGCCGGAUCCACCUGCUGGGCAGUGCACAACUAUGCAAGGACCACCAGCCUUUCCUACUGUCAAAGGGCUCACAAGCCGGAGAACAGGACCCAGAAACCUCAGAGUAGCACAAAGCAGGCAAAGACAGCAGCAGGAGAAACUUGAGGUAGACUUCAGAGUGAACUUCCAGGCAAAUGGUGAGUUCUUGGGGCAUGUCAGCCAAGGGGGCUCUGGCUUAGGCUUAGCCAGAGUCUGAUUAAGAAAAGGAGGGUGGAACUGGGCUGAUGGGACUCAGGCUGCUGAGUGAGAAGGGAGGGCAAGGGGAGAGAAUGAAGGCUGAGCAGGAGCUUUAAGAGAAGAGGGCUUUUUGGAACUGAGGGGGAGCAGGGGCAGAAUGACAUCCCUCCUUUACCCAGUGCCUACCGCAUGCCAGGCACUGUUCUGAGCACUUAGCUCUUGUUACUUCAUUUAGCCCUCACACCAUCAGGCGUAUUCCCCAAUCUUACAGAAGAGGAGAGUACUGCAUAGGGAGGCUGAGUAACUUCUCCAUAGUCAUGUAGCAAGUAAGUGCUGGAAACGGUGUUAAACCCAAACGCCAAUACCCACAGACUUAGCCCUGAAGUUAUGCAACUGCUUACAGGAAGAUGCUUCCGGGAAGCAGGGGCCAGGUCCCUGAAACCUCGUAUUGCUCCCUGCCAAUUCCUCUCCAGUGAUAGUCCAUGCCAUUGGUGGGUGUGGACCAGGAAAAAGUGACAAAAAGGCAGUGACAAAUGCCAGGAAAGUGGCUGGAGGACAGCCUUCAUCCAGGACAAGUCCUUUAUUUCCCGUCCUCCUGCAGUCCCGGGAGCCAGUGGGACCUGGGAGGGUGGUCGACAUCAGAAUUCACAGAGGCCCCCUCUCCAGUCUUUCCUCAGUUGCCCUCAGGCACGUUGCUGCCCUGGGGCUCCAGAGAUCAAGCUAAGUCCCCCAGGCUGGGGCUCUGCAGGAGGGACUCAGAGACUCCUUCAAACCUGGCUUUGAGCCUGCAGGAGAAGGGUGUCUCCAGUCCCCACCCCAGUGUGGGAGAAAAGGGGAGGGCAACUCCAAUGAGGACUCCACUGCUGUGUCUUGUUUGCUGCUGGAUUCCCGGAACCUGGUCCAGAGCAAAUGCCCAGGAAAUAUGUACUGAGUUAGCAGGCAAGCCUGUCUCCAGCUAAAGCUCCCGGGCCCUGGCCUGGCCUGCAGGGCGGCCAGUGGUGACGUCAGCCACUGGGCUGACUCGAGUAUGUCUACAUCCCAUCUUCUAGCCAGAGUCCUCCCAGUCGGGGGCUCCCCCUGCCCUUGACAUGUGGGACACAGUGGGGGUGAGGAGAAAGGUCUGACUGCUGGGCGCAGACUCCCCCAUCCUGCCAGGGGCCUGCACAGCAUAACCUAGAGGGGAGUGAUUCCCAAGCUGGUCUGCCCUUCAAAUUAUUUGGGAUCUUUCAAAAAUGCCAAAGACCAGACCAACUAUGUCAUGUCUCUGGGGGUGGGACCCAGGCUUCUGUAUUUGUGAAACUCCCCAGGUCCCAAUGUGCAGAGAUGCUUGGGAACCACCUUCUCAAAGCCCUUUCAGAUCCACUUUCCCAUUUGAACCCCACAUUAAACCUGCUUGUUUCACAGGGCAGGGUUUUGUCAAAAAAUAGAUACGUGUGUGUGUAUGUAUGCACAUAUAUAUUUAUCAGAUUAUGAAAGCAAUGUGUACUCCCUGCAGAAAUUUUAGAAGUAAAUUUUAAAGAAGAAAAUGAAAAUUAUCCUACUCUUAUCACUUACGACAGUUACUAUCGACAUCUGUUUUGUUUCUUUUAUUUCCUUGCUUUCUUACAGCUGAGGAAACCGAGGUAGAGAAACAUUAAGUAACUCUCCCAGGGGCCAGGUGGAGAGGCUUAGGCCUGUAAUCCCAGCACCUUAGGAGGCCGAGGCAUGAGAAUCACUUGAGCCCAGGAGGCAGAGUUUUCAGUGAGUCAAGAUCUCGCUCCAGCCUGGGUGAUAGAGUGAGACUCUGUUUCUAAAUAAAUAAAUCAAUAACUCCCAGGGUACUGGAGCUAGCAAGUAGCAGAGGCAGGAUUUGAACCCAGGGCACUGAUGGAGUCCAUCCCCUGGGGUGGUCAUGAGGUCUGCAGGGGCUAAUGUGUGCCAAGGACAGGCAUGUAUCUGGGCCCACUACAUGUAGGGGUCUGUGAGAAAAGGAGGAAAGGAAGGCUCAGCAGGAACGGAGAAGGCGGCCUUUGGGGCUGACUGGUUUCUACUUUGUCCUUGUGUGACUGAAACAGGAGAAUGGAGCCCAAUGCCACAUUCGACACGCAGCUCACGGCCACACCUGAGUGACUGCUCCGACUCAUCUUUGCCGGGGUCUGUGGCCUUGUCCUUCUGGUGGGGCUGUAGGCUAAUGGGCUCAUGCUGCUGGUGGUGGGCCGGGGCCCGGGCGCCCCCCACCCGCUCCACACCCUGACCCGCAACCUCAUGAUGAACAUCACGCUAUCUGAUCUGCUCCUCGUGGCCUGCAUGGUGCCUGUGCUGCUGCUGAGCUUCCUGCAGCACGACUGGUGGCUGGGCCCUGCCAUCUGCACCAUUAGCCAGGCCAUCAACACAGCCACCAUGUUCUGCAUCUUCUAUAGCAUGGUGGCCGUGGCUCUCCUGCACCACGUGGCUGUGGCCCUGCCUGACCUGGACUUCCCAGCCGUCUGGGGCAGCUGCCUGCUGCUCUGUGGGGCCAUGUGGGCCCUGGGCCUUACAGCAUCCCUGCCCAACUGGCUGUUUCAGAGGGUGGCAGUGGAGGAGAAGACAGUGGGGGCUCCCGAGACCCAGGCCUGCCUCUUGCUCCUGAACCCUGCUGGGACCUCCUGCUACUUCAGCCUGCUGGGAGCCCUGGCCUUCCUGCCAUGCAUGCUGGGGCUGGGCUGCUCUUUCAGCCACGUGGACUGGCUCCUGUGGACACAGCCCCGAGGUCCCAUGGGAGAGAGCAUCCAGGAGCAUCAAGAGAACACAGCCAUGGGCCACCUGCCUGCCACACCGGCUGCUUUUGUGGCCUCCAGCCUCUGCACCAUCCUGGCCUACUCCAAUUGCGCUGUCAGCCCUAUCCUCUGCUUCUACCUCUCCCGCCCCUUCUGGGCAGGACUCAGGGACCUCUUCUGCAGGCCGAUGACGGCCAGGCAUCCCAGAGAUGUGGGAGUGGCAGCCACAGUGAUGGUCACUGUCCAGCCUGGCCAUGACAGGACCCCAGGAGGCCUGUGGGACCUGGCAGGGGUCUAAGAGUAUAGGCUGACGGAUGGGCUGAGACUCAAGGGAGAUGGGAAGACCCUUAGGGACCUGACAGCCCACCCCCUCUAUUUUACCAGUGGAGAGACUGAGACCCAGAGGGCAGAGGGCCCAACCAAGGUCACAAGGCAACUAAAUGGCUCAGUGAGAGCUCACAUCUCUAGGUAACCAGGUGGAUCCUCCCACUCCACCUUCAGGCUCAGAUACCUGUAGGCUCCACUGCUCCCUAAUUGUGUGAUCUUGAGCCUCUGUGUCUCAGUGUUCUCAUCUGGAAAAUGGGAUGACGAUAGUACAUACCUUCUUCACAGGGUUGUUAUGAAGAUGAAUUUGCUAAACACAUGUAAAGUGCUUAGAAAGAUGCUUAGUAAGUGCAUAUGUGUGCUGGUCAUUGCUACUAUUACUAUUUUAUUUGUAUUAAUUCAGGGGCAUUUGAGGUGAGUGGACAAGAGGAAGACAGAGGGGCUUCCAAAGGCAGAGAAGUGGGUGGAGAAUGAUCUGGGGGGUAACAGCCUAUGGUCCUUAAUCCUGAAGGCCAGGAGAUUAAGUAGGGGGAGCAGAGGACCAGCCACAGCCUGGGCGGUGAGCUCAGAGGCGGGACAGCCUUUCUUCUCUCUGCCCACUCCUCCAGCUCUGUUCCACACACCCCUCAGUCCAAUAGGGGGACAAAAAUCCAGUCAACCAUGCAGCCAUGAGUCUGGGAUGUGAAUGUCUGAAGCCCUCCUUUAUUCCCAGUGGCUUCUCUUCCUGAAGCACCUGGGGCAGGGAUCCCUUUCAGAGCCCUUUUCUUCUCUCCAGAGCCCAAUUUGAGGUCCCCAUCUUUCCCACCCUCGGUGCCCUCCCUCUGGCCUGCUCAGGGCAGGCCUCAGCCUUCUGUGUUGGCCUGGAAACCUGGGAGAUUGUCUCUACUGAAAUUUCCAAGACAGCACGUUCUGCUUGGUGACGGUGUUACCAGCGAAACACACACACACACACCACACACACACACACACACACACACACACUGACUCUGUGAUACAAAGCUUGAGAAACGUUGGGUUGAACCAGAUCAAACUGGUCCCUUUGCUGUAGGACUUAACAGAGGCUUGAAUACCCAAAAGGCCCCUGAGACUCUCGGGAGGGAAGCACAGCAGGCAGGUUCCCAAGCUCCACGCCAGGGAGCCAGUGUUCUGUGGACCACACCUUGGGAAAGAAUCCACGAGAUGCUACGGUGUCGGGCACAGCAAAGAUGCUCUUGGCAUCCUGUCCCGCCCCCAGUAGUGGCUCUGCACCUCAGUCCCUCUGCCAGGCAAGCACCCUCUCCUGACACUUUCCCAUGGCCCCUGUGGUGAGGUGACAUGAGCUGCUGGUUAUGGGAACUUCCCUCCUUCCAAGCUGUGACCCCACCCCGUUCCCACUCAAAGCGUAUCAGAAUCUAAGUCACAGGGGCAUGUAAUUAUAGGGACAACCGUGAAUCAGCACCCAUUUACUAUCAAAUCAUAAGAAGUAAACAAGUCCCAAACUUUGGUAUAAUUAGUUCCAAAUUUCUUGUGAUGCUCAGGGUGGGGAUGGCUGCCUGGAGGGCUAAUCUGGGAACAGACCUGCCCAGAGAAGGGAGAAAUCCCCUUUUGCUAUGAUCCCUGGUCCCUCAUGGCCACAGGGAUUUACAUGUGAAGAGGAACAAGAGGAAAACAGUGUUUCUUGGGCACCUAGAAUGCAGUGGGUCCUGGGUGCAUGUCACGUAUGUCACGUGCAACCUUAUGUACUCGUCACUCUGGCCACACGAUGACCCUACAAGGGCGGGGGUGGUGGUGAUGACCCCAUCGCACAGGGGAUGCCAGACUCCUCAUGGCACAGGGACUCUGGUGCCCACAGAUUACCCAGCCCCUGAUGGCUUGGCAUCAGUACACCAUGGUUGUAGGAUUUCCUCGCUCACUGCCCGAGAGCAGGGCACCCCUGAGGGCGCAAUUCUGUGUGUGCGUCUCCAGCGUGGUCUCCGAUGCCUGAGUGGGGCCUGGCACCCAUGUUUGGUAAAUACUUGU
This is a messenger RNA of Piliocolobus tephrosceles (Ugandan red Colobus), 5863 nucleotides long. Its product is annotated as pyroglutamylated RF-amide peptide receptor-like. The record is from RefSeq and is a predicted model, not a curated record. The transcript has a single exon. Gene Ontology annotation, molecular function: G protein-coupled receptor activity. Gene Ontology annotation, cellular component: plasma membrane. Lineage: Eukaryota; Metazoa; Chordata; Mammalia; Primates; Cercopithecidae. Gene Ontology annotation, biological process: G protein-coupled receptor signaling pathway.